Rodentolepis nana is the source of this 450-nucleotide messenger RNA. Lineage: Eukaryota; Metazoa; Platyhelminthes; Cestoda; Cyclophyllidea; Hymenolepididae. The record is from the annotation of a GenBank genome assembly.
AUGCCGCCAGAAGAGGCCUCUCGUAAUCCUGUCGGUGCUGUUUUUCCAGGUCAAUUUCAAUUUUCUUUUAAUGUUUUCAUUACUCAUCUUGUAUCGAGUAGGCUUGUAACCACAUCACUUCACCCACUGAACUCUCGAAUCUGGCGUCUUAGGACAACCAUCGCUUCCCACAAAGAUAAUUUAUCAUCAGAGGUGCGGUUUAAACCAAAGCGCUGUCUUCUGAAAUUCUGGCAGUUUGUAGCCUGCCAAGAUUCUUCUCAUUUCAUGUGCGUCUGCAAAAGUCGGUGUCACAGAGCGACCACGCAGACGGCGCAGACCUUCUCAUUUGUCGCCUGCUAUGCGCAUGUCCACAAGCAUUCGCCGAGCUGUGCUCUAAUCUGCCAUCCUCCUCUUCCGCCUCACAUUCUACCACCGAAGACAAUCCAUAAAAAGAAGAAGAAGGAGAAGUAG